AUGUCGGACAAAGACCAGCCCCCCGACAAGACCGCCACAGCGAACAGCCCCGUCCCCGGCGGGGCGCGUGGCGCGCCUGCCCCGGGGUUCACGCGCGACAUCAACGCUUCGCUCGUGGCCGAGUUCAGGCGCCUGGCUAUGCUGAACGGGUGGAAGAAGAAGGGGAAGCCGUACAAGGAGGAGCGGCGGAAAGUUUUCCGGGACUGGGCCAUGGAGGAUUUCGAGCGUAUAUUCGGACGGAACAACAACAGCUUGGAGUCGUGGCAGAGACUCUGUCGCCUCCUGGGAAUAAGCGAGGGUAUCACACUGGGUACUGUGAUAGAGUGCAGGCGGGUGUUGAACGAUGUGUAUGUGAACAUCAUCGAUCUCAUCGACGCUUGUAAAACUCCAGACGAGAAGCCCAAGAUAUUUGCUACGUCCAAGGAGCUAGCCAAGUACAUACGGAAGACGGGGAAGAUCUUCCCUCGGGAUAAAGCCAAGUUUAGCCCUCUUCUGUCCAAAUUCCUGAUCUCGUUGGCGGAUGGCGGAGGAGGCGGAGGUAGUGGGAGCGCGGGUAGGCGGCGUAGGCGCAAGGCUAAGAAGGCGGACACUGAGGCUAAGACGGCGGAGGAGGCGAAGGCCAAACCGACUGUUAAUGCAACGGCGGUUGUAACGAAGGCAGAUGGGAAGGGCAAGGACGCCUGA
Trametes versicolor FP-101664 SS1 is the source of this 684-nucleotide messenger RNA. RefSeq lists its product as uncharacterized. The record is from RefSeq and is a predicted model, not a curated record. The coding region runs from base 1 to 684 and encodes 227 amino acids. NCBI's taxonomy places the organism in Eukaryota, Fungi, Basidiomycota, Agaricomycetes, Polyporales, Polyporaceae. The transcript is spliced from 3 exons.